CCCCUUUCCUUCCCUCAUUUGUUUGUACAUGAUUUGGGGAGUGGGGGGCUGGAAACUGGAGGGAAUGGAGAGAGAGAGAGAAAUGAUCCAGAAAGGAUAGAAUGAUAAUCAAACCCAAAUCCAGCUGUGCAGCAAAAGCUCUAUUCGGCCUCUUGGUUGGGUAGGUUUCACGGGCUCACGGAGGGAAACGCACAUGCGCACACUUCUCUAAACCCACACAAACGAAACCCCUCUGUGGAGAAGGCAGCCACAGGAAACUCACUUCUGCACAGGAACUUGCUAAUCGCUUUUGUCACUUUCGGAGUGUUCCUGCUGCCUUGGUCACCUCCGACCCACCACCUCGGCUGGACUCUGCCAGUCCAGUGUCGCAGCUUUGCCAACAGUGACUCGUUGGGAGCCUCGGGGAAGAGAGAGAGAUAGACAGACCCUAGGAGGAACUCUCAGCACUGAUAGAUUUGAGCUACACUAGCCUAUUACAUGUGUGGAGAGCUACUUAGACUUCCGGAGUCAGUCAUUUUGGUGUUGAGACUUGGCAUUCUACGACAGUUCCUAAAGUGGCUGAGAUCUACUAGAACCUGAGGCCACACGUGCCCAGCUGCCUUCCUGCUUCUUGGCCAGUCAAGAGCUGUUCACAAGUCGUUCACACACUAGUUGGCAACCAAGCUUCAGGGGUUUUCCAAGCAGUCACCGUUUCUCACUUGGGCAGACUGGAGAAGUACGAUCUGUAAUUGGUGUCUGAGAUUCUGAGAACAUAAGCCCUGGUUGCUGUCUUCUUACUACAUGGAACUGCUACAGUAGCCCAUUGAGCCCAAGAGCCCUUGAGGGUUCUUUCCCUGGGGAUCCUGGACUCUUAAAUACGACUUCAGACAAGGAAGAUGCUGAGCUCUAUCAAGUGCGUGUUGGUAGGGGACAGUGCUGUGGGAAAAACCUCACUGUUGGUGCGUUUCACCUCUGAGACCUUCCCAGAGGCCUACAAACCCACGGUGUAUGAGAAUACGGGUGUAGACGUCUUCAUGGAUGGCAUCCAGAUCAGCCUGGGUCUCUGGGACACUGCCGGCAAUGAUGCCUUCAGAAGCAUCCGCCCCCUGUCCUACCAGCAGGCAGAUGUGGUACUGAUGUGCUACUCUGUGGCCAACCAUAGCUCAUUCCUGAACUUGAAGAACAAAUGGAUUAGUGAGAUCAGGAGCAACCUACCCUGUACCCCGGUGCUGGUUGUGGCCACACAGACGGACCAGAGAGAGAUGGGACCUCACAGGGCUUCCUGCAUCAAUUCCAUAGAAGGGAAGAGACUUGCGCAGGAUGUGAGAGCCAAGGGCUACCUGGAGUGCUCAGCCCUUAGCAACCGGGGAGUACAGCAGGUAUUUGAAUGUGCUGUCCGAACAGCUGUUAACCAGGCCAGGAGACGAAACAGAAGGAAGCUGUUUUCCAUCAACGAAUGCAAGAUCUUCUAAACCCCGAGGUCCUGUUCCCAACAUUCAUGAACAUACCUCAAAGACUCAUGGGAGAGGGCAAGGGAGCAAGCCAAGAGGACUGAUGCUCCAACUUGGCACAUCUGAACCAUCUUUCUGCAUGGGGUUAUGAGGCAGUCUGCCGCUGACACUUCCACUAACUCUGCUCUGCAGAUGAACCCUGUUCCCAUCUGCAUGGGGUUAUGAGGCAGUCUGCCGCUGACACUUCCACUAACUCUGCUCUGCAGAUGAACCCUGUUCCCAGCACAACCAGAGAGACUCCUUGGCAAGCCACAUGAAUACUCCAUCUUCAAUGAGAGACUAAAACAACCAUCCUAAUUUAGACAAUGAAGUGCAUUUCCCAACUAUGCCAUAUUUAAACCCACAUCUUAUUUAAAUAAUAACCAAAUAUAGAGCUCUUGUUUUCAUGCUUGGGAAGUCUUUUCUUUGAAAAGGCAAACUGCUGUACGAGGAAAAUAGCCUUGCAGGGUUCAAUCAUAUAUGUGUGGCGUUAUUAUUUACUCCUGAAUUUAAUUUGGUUGGAACUACUUUGCGUGCUGUGUUUUUCUAGAUAAUCAGACUUUUCAAUGACCAUAAACUGAUCUCUGUAAUUCAUCUUCCAUUUCCCUAUUAUUCAGAGUUGUGUAUAAAAUACAGCUCCAGACCAGAAGGUAUUUUAACACUGCCAAAUUACUUUCUGUGUAAUUACAAAAGAACGUUUCUUAUUUACGAUAUCACCUGUCACUCAGAGAACUCCAGUUGCAAACCAAGUGUUCCUUUCUCACUCAUCAAGACAGAGAUGGAGAGAAAAAAAAUAUCUUUCAUCUAGAGAGUCACACUGUGCAAAGUAUAACAGCAGCAGAGCUUGGGACGGACGCUGGUGGGCCCCUUCUCCUUGCCUGUGUCUCCUGACGUGUACUUCCACAUUGGUUACAGGUCUUGGGAAAAGAGGACAGGCAAGUGUUAUAAACAAUAGUUAAUUGGCUGGCACAACCCCAUCACUUAUUAAUUUUAAGACUGAAUCAAAGCAAUUAGAAAGGGCACCUAUAUAGCAUGCCUGUGUAUGUGUGUAAGGGAAAAGGCAGCGUUUAUGGCUUUUACUGUUUCAUGAAUAGAUACUCACUUGUGAAAAACAUUACAGAUCUCAGGUUCAGAGAAUGGGAAAGCCGCCUUACUCUGAUUAUAAAGAGUUGUUGGGAAAUACUAACUCAAUAGGGAGAUGUGCAUCUAUGCAAUCCUCCCUCCUGAUUGUGUGAAAGCAAUGGUGUUGCUCACCUUUUCUACCUUCCCUGAUGUAUCAUUCAUAGUUCCAAUCUGAUAACUGGGAACGCUUGAAGCACCUUUCGUGGAGCCCAGCACUGUAGAGGGGUUGUGUGGCUGUCACCAUGAAGGGUAAGGAGCCUUCAGGAGCAUCCCUCCUGAGGAUUAUCCUGACAUAAGCAAAUCAGCUUGUCACAUGGAUUCUCUGGCUGACUCUCUGUGGUUACAGUCCAUUAAACAUAUCAUAGAACGCCUCCCCCACCCCCCAUGCUUUCUCUGCUGUUUCUCUCUCUCUCCCAAGCUCAGUCACAAGCCUGGGACCUGGAUUUUGGUCUUGGGUAGAAGAAUUGCUUUCCCAGGGUUAAUAGGUUUGCUUUCAGCCAAUCUCUCAGCCUUCUGGCUCUGUGGCUUGUCCUUGUGGCUGGACCACCUACGUCCCUUGACUUGAGAGCUCAUGUCUUCCGUUCAUGGCACUGGGCAUCCUGAAGGUUGGAAUGUUGAGCAGACAGAGGAGGAGACAGGGACUAUGUCCUCCCGGUCCCUCAUGUCCCUCUGAUUCUCUCCUCAUUCUCCAACACACAAAGGAUUUUGUGUUCAUUUUUCUUUUGGAGUGUGUAUGUAUGUAUGCUCUUGUUGCUGUGAAUUGAAACUUUUUUUUUCACACUGUCGCCCAGGAUAAUCUCAAACUUGCAAUGAUGCUCCUGUCUCAGCCUCUCCAGUGCUAUGGUGAUAGGUGUGAGCUACGAGGUCUACAAAAUGUCUUUAAUGACAAACCCAGCUUCAAGUUUAAUCUGUGGAAUAUUUUAAAACACACUGAAGAAACAAAUUUCUACA
Molecule: messenger RNA, 3542 nt
Organism: Mastomys coucha (southern multimammate mouse)
Lineage: Eukaryota; Metazoa; Chordata; Mammalia; Rodentia; Muridae
Gene: Rhoh
Product: ras homolog family member H
Exons: 3
Coding region: 876-1451 (191 amino acids)
Biological process (GO): small GTPase-mediated signal transduction
Molecular function (GO): GTP binding; GTPase activity
Source: RefSeq, a predicted model, not a curated record